AAUACACAAUUCUAACAAUUUCAAUAGGGCCUCCUGCUCGGGUCCCUAAUGAAUCCAGUUUGAUUUUAAAUCCUGACCCUAAACAGCAGCGGUCACCAGUGAAAAGUUCCAGCUGCCUCUCCAUUCAGCUGCCUCUGAGGAGAGUAGAACCGGGGGAAAGCGAAAGGAAGGCUCCAUAACCAGCUCGCAGGUCCCACCCACAGACCGGUCCCACCGACACACCGACCCACACCACCGGGAGACAGGCCCCGGGUCCAUCGCGUCCAGGCAGCGGCAGCAGGAGCUCAGCGGCGGCGGCAGCUCAGCGGACACAGCCAUGGCGAACAUCGCGGUCCAGCGGAUCAAGAGGGAGUUUAAAGAAGUUGUCAAAAGCGAGGAGACGAGUAAAAACCAGAUCAAGGUAGACUUGGUGGACGAGAACUUCACGGAGCUGCGGGGGGAGAUCGCAGGUCCUCCAGACACACCGUAUGAAGGUGGCAGAUAUCAGCUGGAAAUCAAAAUCCCAGAAACCUAUCCUUUUAAUCCACCAAAGGUGCGUUUCAUUAGUAAGAUCUGGCACCCGAAUAUCAGUUCUGUGACGGGAGCAAUAUGUCUGGACAUUUUAAAGGACCAGUGGGCCGCUGCCAUGACGCUGCGGACCGUGCUGCUGUCUCUACAGGCUCUACUGGCUGCGGCGGAACCAGACGACCCACAGGAUGCAGUGGUAGCCAAUCAGUUUAAGCAGAACCCAGAAAUGUUCAAACAGACUGCGAGACUGUGGUCUCACUUCUACGCUGGCGCUCCCGUCCCCAGUCCUGAAUACACCCGUAAAAUAGACAAACUCUGUGCCAUGGGCUUCGAUAAGAAUUCAGUAAUAGCGGCCUUGUCCUCAAAGUCCUGGGACGUGGAAGCGGCGACAGAGCUGCUCCUCAGCAAUUGAGAUCCAGCCAGGUGUGAGGAUCCCAAACAAACUCCUGUCUUUACAGCAUCAGCUUCUGCCCGGCACACUCCACCAUUGCCUUUUCUUUUUUUUGGAUUGCACAGACAACACCCUAUUUGCAACAGCAGUACUCUGAACCUACUUUUACAGCAAGUUUGUUCACUUACAAACUCAACACCGGUAGUAACACAAUCGCCAAGAUGCUCACCACACUGCUGCCUGUCUGAUCCCAUGUGUUCAGAUACAUCCACUCUUCCAUGCCCUUUAGUCAUAUCAGCUCUGAAGCAUCUUGAAAUUCCUUUUACACAAAUGUGUUUUCCAUAAUAUUGCAAAGAGUAACUGCCUCUUUUUCGGGGUAAAAGCGGAAGGAAAUCCUGCAUACUGCUCUCACAGUACAUCAACAUUUUAGUCCUUAGGCAGAAGUCAGAACUUGUUUGAAUAUUCUCUUAUGGACUUUAAAUACUGUAAAGGUCUAGCUGGAUGUAAAGUCACUUGACUGGAGAGUGUUCUGCACGGGCAGUGUAUCAGAUAUUUCCUGAGCAGUGUAUCAGAGAUGCUUCAAUCAUCGGCAGAAGUCUUGAAAGAUCCAACCCAGUCAUCCUCCGAUAUACACAGACAAAAAAAGUUAUCUGUAAAUAGACGCGUGUAAAUUUGAAAGUACAAUGGGGAUAUACUUCUUUUUCUUACAUGGCAUUGUAAAACAAAUUAUUUUAAAUAUGAACUAUGCCUAGUUUGCAGUUAUAUGGAAGAGAUAUCUUUUUAUGCUUUUGUGAACCAUGAGAAAUCCCUCUGUCUUGCUCUUUAAAGAUUGAUUUGAGGUGGCACAGCCAAACAUCCUGGCCCUAAUGGGACGGGAGGUAACAGCCAGCUCUGGCAGUAAAGGUCGUCAGGUGUCACCUUCUCUGCUACGCCACAAUCCAACCUUUUUGUUGAUCCUUUUUGUCAUCCUAGCAUGUUCUAUGCUGCCUUUGUAUUUAGUUUGGCUAUUUGAUAUCUCUCCUGCUCUGAACCGAUGCAUCCGACACACUACAAGAAGAAAUGUGUCCGAAUAUCAGGAAUGAUGAGUUUGCGAUGGUUUGUUUUUUUAGAGCAAUCAGUUUCAACAAUAGGCACAAAGUAAGAUUUUGCUCACCCCCUCAUCUGUAAGGGGGGAGAGCUUUGUCAUGAAUCACUCAAACAAAUCUAGGCCAUAUAUUGUGGCAAUAUAGGCAUCGCCCUAUAUUCCCAGACAUGCUUUAAAACACAGCCAAAUCAAGUACUCAAGGAGGGUUGUCUUUUACUGAUGUCCGAGUCGUACAAGAGGCUGGAACUCCUCUGUUCUGCACAGUAUUUUCACACAUAUUGGAUUUGAGGUAAAAGAACUGUAAAUUAAUGCAUAGUAUAGAAAAGUGGGGCGUUGGUGUUUCCCCACCGUUUUUUAUUUAAAAAGAAAAAUCACCUUUCUGCUUGACCUCCAGCUCAGUCCCUACAAACACAGCAGCAUACGACAGCUACACUUUGAGUUAAUCGUGCAAUCAUCUCAUUCGACGUCCAGUGUUUUCAGGCCAGAAACAAAAAAAAAUGGUUCACUGUCAAAGUAUAGAAUGCACACACCAUCUCCUUUUCCUUGUAAAUAGUCAGAUCCUUGAUAAAGAGCCGUCCCGUUAUCACUCGAGCGCACCAUCGAUGGCUGGAUCUAUAUUUUGUAAGAAAAAGAAAGGACAAAAAGAGGCCCCCCCCUCCCCGGUGUUCUCACUAUGUACAAUAUUGCACGAUGACGGCAUAAAAAAAAAGGGGGCUGUUGCAUCUCAGUUUCUCCAUUUGGAUUGAGACUUAUUUUCCUUUUUGUGUUUCCUUGGAAGCAAGCAUCAGCAGUAUAAAAAAAGCAUGGUUAUUUAUUGUGACGGUGUCAUGUUUCUUUGAUUAAAAAAGUGGAAAAUCAA
Limanda limanda (common dab) is the source of this 2841-nucleotide messenger RNA. It is a transcript of the gene ube2kb, whose product is annotated as ubiquitin-conjugating enzyme E2Kb (UBC1 homolog, yeast). The record is from RefSeq and is a predicted model, not a curated record. Gene Ontology annotation, cellular component: nucleus. Gene Ontology annotation, molecular function: ubiquitin conjugating enzyme activity; protein binding. The coding region runs from base 317 to 919 and encodes 200 amino acids. Lineage: Eukaryota; Metazoa; Chordata; Actinopteri; Pleuronectiformes; Pleuronectidae. Gene Ontology annotation, biological process: proteasome-mediated ubiquitin-dependent protein catabolic process; protein polyubiquitination. The transcript has 8 exons.